Oryzias melastigma (Indian medaka) is the source of this 2941-nucleotide messenger RNA. RefSeq names its product transporter associated with antigen processing, subunit type t, teleost specific (gene tap2t). The transcript is spliced from 12 exons. Lineage: Eukaryota; Metazoa; Chordata; Actinopteri; Beloniformes; Adrianichthyidae. Gene Ontology annotation, cellular component: membrane. Gene Ontology annotation, biological process: transmembrane transport. The record is from RefSeq and is a predicted model, not a curated record. Bases 377 to 2518 code for a protein of 713 amino acids. Gene Ontology annotation, molecular function: ATP hydrolysis activity; ABC-type oligopeptide transporter activity; ATP binding.
UCUGAACACUUCGAUGCCAUUAUUUUGAAAGUUAACCGGAAAUUCCAUCUAAAAGCAACCGGAAUCACCGAUUUAUAGCAAUGAACUGGAAUACUGCCCUCUUGUGGCCUCUCCGAGCACACAUGAAAAAGGCGUUAAAAAGAUGUGAAAAUUUUAUUUCGUUGAACCAAAAAUGUUUCAUGGUGUUGAGAAACGAAACCUAUAAAAAUAAAAAAGUGUACCUAUUAGCUGCAAAUGUCAUGUUCCUGUUCCACGGCUGUGUUUGUCAGACGUACAGACACCUCCAAGCCUCGAGUAAAAGUGAAACCGAAAGAAAACCACGGACUACAUGCACAGACACACGCCUUAACGUCAACCUGACAUCCUCUGAGUGAAGAUGGGGGGCGUGGCCUUGCCUGGACUGCUGGUGGUUCUCCUGGAUGUUGUCCUGACCUCCUGUCUCUGGUUUUCCCUCUUCGUGCUGGAGUUCUCCAGCUGCGGUGGGCUGGUCGGAGCGUGGGCCUCCGGGGCAGCGCGGUGGGCCCUCCUCCACGCGUUUGCCACUUUGCUGACGGAUGGAGAGCCCCAUGGCGUGCUCCACCGGUUCGUGGCGCUCCACUGCCUCCUCACCCCCGUGUAUGAAACGGGACUCUUCCUGGGGGCGCCCGCCUCAGAGGCGUACAUGGGGCCGUUCCCUGACGUCGGCGCGCUGCUGUUAGGGUCGGCGUCCUCCGCUUUGGCCUGUGCAGUUUGGGAAAUCGGACUAUGCGGAGAGAAAAAGAAAACGAAGGGAAGCGCUAACUUGGAUGCUAAGAAGCUGCUGCUGAGAGUAUUAACUUACUUCAAACCAGACUCACUUUACCUGAUCGCUGCUUUCACUUUCCUCAUUUUAGGAGUCGUCUGUGACACCUACAUCCCUUUGUAUGAAGGGAAGCUGAUCGAUAUGAUCAGCGGUGAGGGUCGUCAGACUCACUUUGCUUCUGCAGUUGGACUCCUGAUCCUUUUUUCUGUUGGAAGCUCGCUCUUCUCCGGUCUCCGAGGAGGCAUCUUCAUGUGCUCCUUGGCCAGGCUAAACAAGAGGCUGAAGCACCUCCUGUUUCACAGCCUCCUCCAGCAGGAGAUGCACUUCUUUGAGGAGAACAAACCAGGGCGUCUUUCCUCCCGCCUGCACAGCGACGUUGAUCGGAUGGGCCGGACCGUGGCGUUGAACGCUAACGUAGCCGUUCGCAGCACGGUGAAAACCUGCCUCAUGCUCAGAGUGAUGCUGGGGCUGUCCUGGGAGCUCACGCUGCUCACCUGCAUAGAGAUGCCUCUUCUGGCCGUGUUACAAAACAAGUACAUCACCUUGAAUAAGGAGCUGAAGGAUCAGACCCAGGAAUGCCACGCUGAUAUCAAAGACUUGGCGUCCCAGACGAUCGGUGGAAUCCGAACAGUGCGAACGUUCAGGGCGGAGAAAGAGGAGCUGAGGCGGUAUCAUGCAUGUCUGGAGCAGCUGCGUUCCAUCAAGAGACGCUCAGGCGUGUACGGUGCCGUGUAUCUCCUGUGUCGGAGGAUGGUGACUCUGGGAAUCAAACUCAUCAUGCUGACUCAGGCUCGCAGUCUCAUCUCCUCCGGCCAGCUCAGCAUCGGGAGUCUGUUGACCUUCUUCUUGUACCAGAAGCCCAUGUCGGUCAACUUAAGGGAGAUUAUGUUUUGCUAUGGAGAGACAAUGUCCACAGUUGGGGUCAUUGCCACAGUGCUGAGUUAUCUCGACCGGAGACCAAAGUCUAAGAAGGAAGGAGACUUGUGUCCAGAACGGCUGGAGGGCAGAAUCGUUUUCCAGGAUGUCUCCUUCAGCUACCCCUCUGCUCCUGCAGACCAACCCGCUCUGAAGUCAGUCUCUCUGGAGCUGCAGCCGGGGAAGAUCACAGGCCUGGUGGGUCUCUCUGGCAACGGGAAGACUUCCUGUGUCAGCCUGCUGAAGAGGCUGUACGAACCGCAGGAGGGUCAGAUCCUGCUGGAUGGAGAACCGCUUCAUCUUUACAACAACAAGUACCUCCAUCAGAAGAUAGCCCUGGUUUCCCAGAAUCCUGUGCUGUUUUCAGGCUCCCUCAGAGACAACAUUGUUUAUGGUUUGAAGGACUGUCCUCCUGAGAGGGUUGAAGCUGUUGUAGAGAACGUCAACGCCCACAGCUUCAUUUCACAGAUGGAGAAUGGAUAUGACACGGAUGUUGGAGAAUGUGGAGGCAAACUGUCAGAGGGACAGAAGCAGAUCAUUGCCGUGGUCAGAGCUCUGGUUCGAGAUCCGCAGGUCAUCAUUCUGGAUGAAGCAACCAGCAAAUUAGACAUAGAAUCUCAGCACACGGUGCUGAAGGAAGUUCUUUCUCAGAGGCGCACGGUCCUGAUCGUGACUCAUCAGCUGAAGAUUCUGGAGAAGGCGGAUCACAUCAUCUUCUUGGAGCAGGGGUCCGUCGUCGAGGAGGGGACUCACCUGGAGCUCAUGGAAAAGAAAGGACGCUAUUACCGUUUGAAGGAGGAGCUGUUCUCUCAAAGCAGCUGAGCUGCAAACGUGGAAAUAAGAGGUUCUGCUGCAGCCUCUUUGGUCAGUCCUCUCAUGAUGCGUUCCAUCGUGAACCGAACAGAUCAGGACCAGGAUCUUAAGUGUGGCUCUAAAACCAAUCGGAUGUGUCGGAGAACAUAAACAUAUUUACCGUAUUUUCCGGACUAUAAGUCGCGUUUUUUUCUCAUUGAUUGGCCAGGGGUGCGACUUAUACUCAGAAGAGACUUAUUUAUGAUUUUUUUUUAGACAUCAAUAGGCUCAUAAAUUCGUUAUUUUCUCCACUAACAACCGAUUGGUUUUUAGCAGUUGUUUCCCACUAACAACCACUAGAGGGCGCUGUAGGUUUGUGUAUCAGUAUUUGCUGCUGACAGAAAGUGACAGAACAGUUCUGUUCAAAACAAACAUGGCUGAGAAUCUGAUCAU